CGUGAAUCCAAAUAUUGUUUGUUGUCUUUUUCUCACCUCUUACUAUUUUCUUACAAUAAUUUAAGCUUUUAGAGCUGUGGAAAGAUAAGAAAUAUUAGUCACAGGACACUAUAGUAGCUUUGUAGUUUGGAAGCUAGACUUGUAUUUUUCCCAUGAUUCACAUUAACAAAACGAAGAGAUAAGCUUUUGCUACAAUCUCAUCUUUUUUUGUGGCUCACUCAUCUUUACACAACAACUCUAUAUAAAUCCCUCACUCCUCGAUUACCCUCUGUUUCAUAAUAAAGAGAUAGAGAGAGACUUAUUCGAUAACUAUGGAGAUAACAACGACCUUCACGGUUUGGUUUACUCUUACCAUUUUCUUAGGAAUCUCUAUCAAUGGAGGUUUGUCUCAAGGACAGCAACAUCUUGUGAAGAAGACACGUUCUUCUGCGGUUGUAGUAGGAACUGUCUACUGCGACACUUGUUUCAACGGUGCCUUUUCGAAAUCACACAACCACUUGAUCCCAGGUGCUGUAGUUGCAGUGGAAUGUAUUGACGAGAACUCUAAACCGAGUUUCAGACAAGAGGUGAAAACAGACGAGCACGGCCAAUUCAAAGCAAAGCUACCCUUCACUGUGAGCAAACAUGUGAAGAAUAUCAAGAGAUGCUCUGUGAAGCUGCUAAGUAGCUCACAGCCUUAUUGUUCUAUAGCUGCUUCGGCGACUUCCGCUUCUCUCAAACGUCUUAAAUCGACCAAACACGGGGAGAACACUAGGGUUUUCUCUGCAGGGUUCUUCACUUUCAAACCGGAGAAUCAACCAGAGAUAUGCAGCCAGAAACCGAUAAAUCUCCGUGGAUCCAAGCCUCUACUACCGGAUCCAGCUUUCCCUCCACCGAUCCAAGACCCGGUUCCAAACAAUCCUUCCCCUCUCCCAAACCUCCCAAUCGUUCCUCCACUCCCUGACUUGCCUCUUCCUCAACUUCCUCCUCUUCUUCCUCCAGGACCACCACAGAAACAAGCUUCCUUGCAUAACAAGAAAGAAGGUUCCUUGGAUGACAAGAAAACGGAAGUACUAAAACCUGAUUUCUUCUUUCCUCCAAACCCGGUCACGCCUCUCCUCCCUCCCACCCCGCUUAACCCGCCUCUCCUCCCUCCCAACCCGCUAAACCCGCCAGGUCUCAUCCCUCCAAACCCUCUCAUUCCUUCUCCACCAACUCUUCCUCUCCCACCUCUACCGUUUCAACCGCCUCCUUCCGGGUUAAUCCCUCCUCUUCCGCCAAUUCCUACUCUUCCACCUGUUCCUGUCAUAACUCCCCCUUCACCACCGCCACGUACUUUCCCUAUUCCUCUCCCUCCCAUCUUUCCGGGAAUCCCUCCGGCUUCAUCUUCCUUCUCUGGUCACCAUCAGCCCUAGAUUUAAAAGUCCCUUUCUCCACACAUUUCCAAUUAUGUAUUCUAUAUAUGUAUCAUCUCCGUUUUCUUUCCUCGGGAUCUUCACUUGUUGGCUUGUUGUAAUUUCAAUCUCUAUAAUAUUACGAAGGAGUUUCAUUUUCUGGUUUC
Molecule: messenger RNA, 1540 nt
Organism: Brassica napus (rape)
Lineage: Eukaryota; Viridiplantae; Streptophyta; Magnoliopsida; Brassicales; Brassicaceae
Product: vegetative cell wall protein gp1
Exons: 2
Coding region: 312-1394 (360 amino acids)
Source: RefSeq, a predicted model, not a curated record